Messenger RNA from Oppia nitens, 2280 nucleotides. It is a transcript of the gene Hnf4, whose product is annotated as hepatocyte nuclear factor 4-gamma-like. Gene Ontology annotation, biological process: positive regulation of transcription by RNA polymerase II; anatomical structure development; cell differentiation. Lineage: Eukaryota; Metazoa; Arthropoda; Arachnida; Sarcoptiformes; Oppiidae. The transcript is spliced from 6 exons. Gene Ontology annotation, molecular function: zinc ion binding; RNA polymerase II cis-regulatory region sequence-specific DNA binding; nuclear receptor activity. The record is from RefSeq and is a predicted model, not a curated record. Gene Ontology annotation, cellular component: nucleus. Bases 484 to 2112 code for a protein of 542 amino acids.
UUGCUUAGGGAUUGAAGAAUAAUACGUCGUUAACCACAUUAUUAAUGAUAAUCUAAACGAAGAAAAAAUAGUCGACUUAUAGUUUUUGACUGUUUGUCCGCACAAUUCUUCAGAUCAUAUAUUCUAGUGUUCGUUGACUGUCCGGUCAAAAGGCAUUUAUAGACAAUCCUUAAGCUUACACUCCAUUCUCUUCUCUCUAUUAGUUCAUUCAGUUUAUGUCAGUCUUUGCCUAUCUCUCUCUUUCUCUCUUUCUCUCUCUCUCUCUCUCUCUCUCACUGACUGUCUCUAACUAUAAACUACUGUCACAUACAUUGGAUGCCAACCAUUAUAACUGUUGUUAUUAUAUAAACAAUUUUUCUGAUAUAUAACUGUAAUAUAAUUGUGUGACGAAGUGGCGAUCUUUGAACUGUUGGUUCAAACAAUUGUUUUGAUUACAUAUCGAUUUUCUAUUGUAAUCACACCUGUAUUUUGGUCACAAAAGUGAUGAAUGACGACAAUGCGGCCACAAAUGUCUUACAGACAACUGGUGUCGUCACCAACUCACAGGUCGUACAUGUGAACCCUCAAAGUGCAGCAAAUAGUAUACCGACUGUCCAUCCGAUUGGUCAAAAUACUAACACUCACGGAGUUAUUGUUCCGCCGCCGCAACUCAUGGGACUUAACCUACAGGUGUCAGAUCCUAACGGAGACAUAUCAAUAUCUGGUCACUUAAACGGUGGCCAGAAUUCGCCGCCCAGUGGUCUACAGCAGCCGUGCGCUAUAUGUGGUGACAAAGCAACCGGCAAACACUACGGCGCCUUCAGUUGCGAUGGCUGUAAGGGUUUCUUUCGACGUUCAGUCCGUAAGAACCAUCAGUACACGUGUCGGUUCAAUAGGAACUGUGUUAUCGAUAAAGACAAACGAAAUCAAUGUCGGUAUUGUCGGCUGAAGAAGUGUUUCAGAGCCGGUAUGAAAAAGGAGGCUGUCCAAAAUGAGAGGGACCGCAUCACAUGUCGACGACCCAGUUAUGAUGACUCGGCCAACAACGGCGGCACUUCCAUCAAUGCACUCGUUCACGCAGAGAUGUAUGCACGGCAGGUGUGUAUAACAAUGAUUGUACCGCAACCCAUUGAAACCAAUUAUCAAACAAAAAAGUUGGCCACAAUUCAUGAUGUAUGCGAGUCAAUGAAACAGCAGCUCCUGGUGCUCGUUGAAUGGGCCAAAUGCAUACCAGCUUUUAUGGAUUUGCAAAUCGAUGAUCAGGUGGCCUUACUUCGUGGUCACGCUGGAGAACAUCUACUUUUAGGACUUUCCAGAAGAUCUAUAUCUAUAAAUGACAUUUUAUUGUUAGGAAAUGAUUUUGUAAUACCGAGACAUUCAACAGAUCCCGAGAUACAUAAAGUAGGAAAUCGGAUAUUAGAUGAGAUUGUGGCCGUCAUGCGGGACGUCCGUAUGGAUGACAGUGAAUUCGCGUGCCUUAAAGCCAUCGUUUUCUUUGAUCCGACAGCUAAAGGUCUUAAUGAUCCACAAAAAGUCAAACUCCUCAGACAUCAGGUGCAGACACUACUCGAAGACUAUAUUAAUGAUCGACAAUACGACUCAAGGGGUAGGUUUGGCGAGAUAUUGCUGCUAUUGCCGUCUCUUCAGAGCAUAACCUGGCAAUUGAUCGAAAUGAUUCAAAUCCAGAAGCUAUUAGGAACGGCCAAAAUCGAUAAUCUGAUCCAAGAGAUGCUUUUAGGAGGUAAUGUAAACACAGCCAACAAUGCAUCGCAACCACAGAUAUCAUGGCAGAGAAACCAUUCGCUAUGGCAGGGAUCAUACCCCAGACAGUCAUUUCCUGAGAGCACUUCCAACUCAUCAUCAAAUGUAAUGCCUAAUACAUCAGCUAAUCAAUCAUCAAAUGGACAACCAAUUAAUGUCCAUUCGGUCAGCGGUGGCGUCAAUGGUGUCAACACUUAUAUACCAAACAAUUCUCAUAACUCGAUGUCCAACGGCUAUCAGUCGGACAUCAUGUCAAACGGUCACAGCUCUGACACAUCAAUCCCUUCACCAACCGAUGAUUCAUAUAAAGUACAAUCAAAUCCAUUAUCUUUCAAACGAGAGUCCAUUGAAUCGGAUAUUAACUCGUUUUAAAACUAUUGUUUUGUCCUCAAAUUUAUUUGUAAUCAAAACUCUCAUUGAAAUCAAAGCCUAAUAACUAUUUUUGUGUAUAAUUUAAUUAAUUGAAUGCAUAAUCAAUUCAAAUACUAGUUUUUGACGCUAAGAAAUAUUUUUUAUUUAAAAAAAAUUUUCAUAUAAUGU